Molecule: messenger RNA, 1968 nt
Organism: Coniosporium apollinis CBS 100218
Lineage: Eukaryota; Fungi; Ascomycota; Dothideomycetes
Exons: 3
Coding region: 1-1968 (655 amino acids)
Cellular component (GO): mitochondrial outer membrane
Source: RefSeq, a predicted model, not a curated record
AUGUCGUUCGUAAUCGACCAAGUCCGUCGCAUCGACAGUCAGUUCGACGGCAUCACACCCUCCCUCCCUCCUUCAACCUCCGAACCCUCCUCCACCCUCGCCCGAACCACGCGCCUCGAAUCACUGAUCAAGUCCCUCUCCCUCGGUCCCUCGAGAUCGCUGCUCCCCGCGCACCGGAUCCGCAGCAUCCUCUCCGACGCCCAAGUCUCCCAAACCUGCCACACGUGCAAAGUCUACAACGUAAGCUACGAUGUACACACCGAGACAGCGAAACAGCCCGAACCAAGCUACGAGCACGAGCUCGAAUGGCUCCUGCUCAGCAAGGCGACGACGCAGUUGUACGGGCUGGUUCUGCAUACUAUGAUUGAGCAAACCAUUCCGCUGGACGAUGACAUCUGGUACUGGGACGACAUACGCAGCUCGUACCGGUACGCGGGGCUCUACUCUAUACAGACCUCGCCGUUGCGCUUCUGGGCGUGGAGUAAGGACGUGUGGCACGAUUUGCGCCGACGAGGCGGCAGGCUGGAGGACGGCUGGACGAAGUUCUAUGAACUGGCGAGGGACGUUGUCAGGCAGCGGUCGUUGGCCGACAUACAGCGGCGGGUGGUUUCCCCGCUGGCAUUAGUGCGCGAGGAGGCGCUGCGCAAGCGUAAAGGAUUGGAGAAAAUCAAGCUACUCAAUGCGAACGCGCUGGGGUACCUGCUUGGAGAGGGGCUGAGCAACGAAAGUGCGCACGAGGAACAUGCUAUCGGUGCCGCAGAGAAUGCGGACGACGAAACCAGGACGAAGAAUAGGCACAAGUGGAAGGCGACGGUGGUCAAGAGCAUCACGUUGAUGGAAGCGGUUUUCAGAGAGGUUAACAAUCCAGACACUAAGCUGGAUAGCUUUGACGAUGCGGUUACGAAUCUCGUGGUGGAGGACCCGUGGUGGAAGCCCUAUGCGUCGACGGGAUCCGAGGCGAUGACGCUGAAGCCGGAGGUUGUUGCAGCACGCCUAGAGAACGUCAUAUCGAAAUGCCUGCCAAAUUACACGACUAGAACCACCACGCUUGUCCGAAAGGAAUAUGGGAGACCAUCCCGCAUUGUGCGGUACUGGCCAGCGGUCACUGUCGCUUUGAUCUCGUCAAGCACUAUCCUGCGGGUAGCAGUCAAUCGCAAAGAGGACAUUAUCACCUGGAUCCGAGAGCUCGGAGCUACUGUAAUCGACUUUUGGUCUAACUGGGUCGUGGAACCGCUGAAGAAGGUUAUCGGCACCAUCCGGCACGAUGAAAGCGCCGAAGUCUCCAUCCUGAGCAAGCGCAGUCUCGAAGGCGAUCGCGCGAGCUUGGAGCGCAUGGUUGUGGAUUUCGCUAUUCAGCAUCCCCCCGAAGGUCGAAACCUCACGGAAGUUGACAUCGCUGAUAUCCGGUCAAAGGUUAGGGAAGGGGAUUUGACGCCGGUGCUUGUAGCGUAUGAGCGGGAGAUGCAGGCGCCACUGAAGAACGCUGUAACAGGCAAUCUAAUACAGGCGCUGCUUGUGCAGAUUCAGAAGACGAAAGUCGAUAUCGAGGUUGCGAUGAGCGGGAUUGACUCCAUUCUGAAGAGUCAGGAAUUGUUAUUCGGCUUCAUCGGCCUCACUCCCGGCGUUCUCGUCUGCAUCGGCGUGUACCGCUCCAUAAAAAACACCUUUGGCAGUCGCAGGGGCCUGAAGCGGCACGAGAAGCAGGGCCAGCUGAUCCGCAGCCUUAGGAAUAUCGACCGCAUCCUCGCCGCGGCCUCCGUAAACAAGUAUGAAGAGAUCUCGUACAAAGAUCAUGGGUUACUGCUGUGUGAGACGCACAUCUUGCGCUUGUCGGCCAGACAGACGCUGCCGCCGAGGGUGUUUCGCGACUUCGUAGUAGAGCUGAGGGAGCUCGAGGAUGUGAGGGCGGGAUAUGAAAGGAUGAAUAGGACGUUGGAGAGGAUGUGGAGGGCUUAUGCCAGGGUGUGA